Messenger RNA from Phytophthora sojae, 1107 nucleotides. RefSeq lists its product as hypothetical. The transcript is spliced from 2 exons. Gene Ontology annotation, molecular function: DNA binding. Lineage: Eukaryota; Oomycota; Peronosporomycetes; Peronosporales; Peronosporaceae. The record is from RefSeq and is a predicted model, not a curated record. Gene Ontology annotation, cellular component: nucleus. The coding region runs from base 1 to 1107 and encodes 368 amino acids.
AUGCCCGCCACGAACACCUCUCGCCGUUGCCGCCUGACCAUCGAGCAGAAGCUCGUCAUCUGCACCUACGCGAAGAAGGCCCGCGCAAAAGAGAGCCUGACCGACGUCGCGGAGUGGGCGACACGCACCUUGAAGCUGAAGACCCCUCUCUCUCGCCAAGGUGCUGCCCUCAUUGUCAAGCGGGAGGCGCAUUGGGUUGCUACGGCCGAGUCGCACCGUGGUCGGAAGCAGGUGGUCUCUCUGCGACACCGCAAGACCGACGACAUCAUCAUGAAGGAGAUCAACGACAUGGAAGGAACUGUCGAAGCCGUCACAGGCGAUGUGAUCAGACAGCGCAACGGAAUCUCGCAGAAGCGGAAGCACGGCGAAGCUGCCUCUGUAGACGACGACGCCGUCGAAGAGGGAAGGAAGAAGAUACGCAAGCUCACCGACGCCUAUCCUCGCUCUGAAAUCUACAACUUCGACGAGACCGCUUUCUUCUUUCGCCAAGACGCAAAGACGACGCUCACACAAAAGAAGGCGGUCUCUGGACGCAAAGACCCAAAGAACCGAAUCACGCUUGCGCUGGCCGUGAACGCCGACGGCCCCGACAAGCUGCCGCCGCUAUACAUCGGCUCCGCUGCUGUUCUGCGCCCGUUGCAAGGGCGUGAUGUGCGUGCUGAGCUUGGCGUUAUCUACAAGCACAGCCCGAAGGCAUGGAUGACUACGUCGAUCUUCUUGGAGUGGUUGGGCGAGGUCAACCACCAGAUGUGGCUCAAAGACCGCAAGAUUCUGCUGCUGGUGGACAAUGUAAGCUCGCAUGUCCAGCCAGAGGUGUCGUUUAGCAACAUCAGACUUGCGUUCUUGCCAAAAAACACAACGUCCCGCUUGCAGCCACUCGACCAAGGGAUUAUUCGCUCGGUGAAAAGCAAGUACUCCAAAAAGAAGGUGAUGGAUAGCGUCGAGCGCUAUUACGAUGACCGUGAUCAGAUUAAAGUCGACCUUUACACUGCUCUGAAAUGGAGCAAGGAGGCCUUUGACGGGGUCACUUCGAAAACUAUAACCAAUUGCUGGAAGCACGCCGGUAUUCUCUCAGACAGAAGCAGGAUCUCUUCUCUACUUAACUAA